UCACGUGAGUAUGCAGAUUAGAAUAGCGAAAGAGUUGACCAAAGAAAAGCAUCAUAUUGAAUUUAAAUGUUGAAUUAUCUUUGAAAAUUUGCUAAUUAUUAUAGUGAAAGACCUUGAAGGAAGAAAAAGAAAAAAAAAUAUGAGCAAGAGUGACGAGUGAUGGUGAGAGGAAGAAAGGCUAUCAGGUAGAGAAAUCGCCAUAUAAUAUAGAAGUUGACUUUCAGAUCGUCUGCCAGUAUAUACGUGAAUGGUGUACCUUUAUAUGUAAAACAAAAAAAAAAAGGAAAUAAAAAAUAUGAAAAAAAGAGAAUGAACCUUGUAUUGAAACAUCCUGCAUUUUGUUAACUCUCUAACAUAGCUUGCAUUGUCGUUCAGUUAAUGCUUAAGAAAGAAAAAAAAAAUAAUGAGUAUGAAUAAAAUAAACUGAGGUGGUACAGAAUUUGUUUAAUCGGAUAUACUAUAAGAUACUUAUCAUUAAAUGCUAAAAACACAUAAGUAAGUAGUGUUUUAUCAAUUCGCACUGUUGUUAAAACGACUUUCGCUGUUUACAUGAAUAGUUUGCUGUGCAAUAUUUAGAGUUGUAGAUUAGCUAGAUCACAUUGAGUGAGAACGAAAAAUACAGAAAUGGAUGAAAAAAAAGAGGAGGCCUGCAUAACAUAGGUGAUCGGAGAUUCGAAGAGGCCAUAAAUAACAGCUUUGUGCAGGCACACAAAAAUUACCACCAGGACCGAGAGGACUUCCAAUAGUUGGAUAUUUGCCAUGGAUUGAUUCUAAAACACCUCAUAAAUCUUUAACUCAAUUAACAGAAAAGUAUGGACCAAUUUGCGGUUUAUGGAUGGGAUCAGUUUACACUGUUUUGCUCUCAGAUCCAAAAUUAAUUCGUCAAACUCUAUCUAGAGAUGAAUUCGCUGGUCGUGCACCUCUUUACGUAACUCAUGGUAUGUUUAAUGGAUAUGGAAUAAUAUGUUCGGAAGGAGAACUGUGGAAAGAACAGCGAAAGUUCGUUGUAGCUACUAUUAAAAGUUUAGGGGUAAUGAAAUACGGAACAAAAAGAGAUGAAUUGGAACUAAAAAUUACAAAUUUCGUAAAUGAAGCAAUAAAGAUGAUCGAAGAAAGAUCAGAUGACAAUGGAAUAGAACCAUUUGAUAUAUUACAUCAUUGUGUUGGCAAUAUAAUGAAUGAUUUGGUGUUUGGAAAAGUUUAUAAUGAAUCGGACGAAACAUGGAAAUGGUUACGCCAUUUACAAGAAGAAGGCGUGAAACAUAUUGGAGUAGCGGGACCUUUUAAUUUUUUACCAUUCCUUCGAUAUUUUGUCAAGUUUAAAAAAACAAUGAGCUCCCUUAUUGAUGGUAAAAUGAAAACUCAUCAGUUGUAUAAAAAGCUAAUUGAAGAAUACGAGGAAAAACAAGAAAUGAACUAUAAAAAUUCUGAUAAUUUCCUUGCGGCAUUUAAUGUUGAAAUGAAGAACAGAAUUCUGAAUAAUUGUCAAUUAGGAUCAUUUACCGAACAACAAUACUACCAUUUAUUGGCCGAUCUUUUUGGUGCCGGUACUGAUACAACAUUAACUACUAUUCGAUGGUUUUUACUCUAUAUGGCCAUCUUCCCCGAAAAUCAGGAAAAUAUUUAUCAGAGAAUAAAAGUUGCUACAAACAAUAAUCGAGAACUUGUUGCUCUAAAACAUCGAGAAUUUUUAACUCUACUUGAAGCGGCUAUUUGUGAAGUGCAGAGAUUACGAAGUGUCGUUCCUGUGGGUAUUCCACAUGGCGCAAUGGCAAACGGAAAAAUAGAAGAUUAUGAUAUACCAAAAGGCACGAUGAUAAUUCCAUUGCAAUGGGCAGUCCAUAUGAAUUCAACUUAUUGGAAAAAUCCAGAAAAAUUUGAUCCUUAUCGAUUUAUCACAUCUGAUGGCAGUUUAUUAAAAUCAUUGGCAUUUAUGCCUUUUCAAACGGGAAAACGAAUUUGUGUUGGCGAUGAACUUGCAAGAAUGAUGUUAUUUCUUUUUGCAGCACGUAUUUUACAAAAAUUUCAUAUUUCUAUUGCUCCAGGGGAGAAUAUUGAUAUGGAUGGCAUUUGCGGUAUUACCCUGGUACCCAAGAAUCAUCGUUUCAACUUUUUAUCAAGAAAUACCAAUUAAUUAUCUCAUAUUUCGAUUAUCACUAAUUGACUAAUUAUUUAAAAUUAUCACGAUCAUUAUUAUAAUCGGCUUAUUAAUUUCAAUAAUUUAUAGAGAUAAUUGUCAUUUGUUUAUGA
This is a messenger RNA of Chelonus insularis, 2250 nucleotides long. It is a transcript of the gene phtm, whose product is annotated as phantom. Gene Ontology annotation, cellular component: cytoplasm; intracellular membrane-bounded organelle. Lineage: Eukaryota; Metazoa; Arthropoda; Insecta; Hymenoptera; Braconidae. Gene Ontology annotation, molecular function: heme binding; oxidoreductase activity, acting on paired donors, with incorporation or reduction of molecular oxygen, reduced flavin or flavoprotein as one donor, and incorporation of one atom of oxygen; iron ion binding. Bases 836 to 2134 code for a protein of 432 amino acids. Gene Ontology annotation, biological process: xenobiotic metabolic process. The record is from RefSeq and is a predicted model, not a curated record. The transcript is spliced from 5 exons.